Molecule: messenger RNA, 3891 nt
Organism: Camelus dromedarius (Arabian camel)
Lineage: Eukaryota; Metazoa; Chordata; Mammalia; Artiodactyla; Camelidae
Gene: MSH4
Product: mutS homolog 4
Exons: 20
Coding region: 1102-3891 (929 amino acids)
Biological process (GO): reciprocal meiotic recombination; mismatch repair
Cellular component (GO): nucleus
Molecular function (GO): ATP binding; mismatched DNA binding; ATP-dependent DNA damage sensor activity
Source: RefSeq, a predicted model, not a curated record
AUUUUACGUCAGAAUGCCAAUGGAUGUUGGCUUAUUUUUUCUCCCACCCAAUAAGGGAAUAGUUGAUAGUUGCCAUGUUUUCUACCUUUAUAUUCAGAAAGACUAAAAUAAACACAGCUUACAUUCUUGGUGAAUAUAAAGUAUUUUAAUGAACAUUUUUCUCGAUGGAAGUUGAAAUUUUCACAAGCAUGUUUGCAAUACCCCGUGUAAGUCAUUUUAAGAAUAAUUCUACACAUGAAUGGUGAUGAGAUUGAAAUGUCUAGCUUGUUUUGACAGUUCACUACUUUGAAUCAGAGUUUGAGUUGAAUUGCCAGUAUUUCUGAAAAUUUGGAAGUCAUUGGAUGGAACAUAAUUUUAUUUAAAUGGCAUCAUUGGCAGUUGGAGUUUUGAGGACCAUCGUCAUUGCAUGUGGGUGAUUUUUAUGGUGUGAAACCAUGGUACUAAAAAUUGAGAGGUUGGAAACUUCUAAACUGCUCAAGAGAUUCUGGUUUCCUACUGUACUGUGGACCUAUCCCUGUGCUUUCUGGGUGAGUGCAGUCUUGCAGUGAUAAUAGCCUUGUAUCCGGAUAUUUAAACUUUAAGGGGCUAACGACCUCUUUAGCAACGAGGCCAAUGUUAAGAUGGUUUGUACGAAUGUGAGCAUUAAAUUUGUUUCCACUGUCACAGGUACUGGAUGCACAGUGAUGCACAAUUUGUAAUUAAAAAGAAUCUAGUGUAUUUGAAGGUGCGUCAGGAAUGUUAGCACCAAACCCCUUGUGAUAAGGGAAAUAGGGUGCGUUGUGAGUAAUGGGUAUACUAAGUUGGCUGAUUGUUGAUGGGCCCUAAAUUCUUUUCGGCUGAUACCUGAAGAUUAAUCUUAUAACCAAAUUCUGCGGGAGGUUACUGGGCCUGCGGAGAGUACACUUACCUGUGUAGACCGGGAGUUGGGUUUGGGAGGUCAGGGAGCUGAGUGGAUGAGGGAAGCUGGGACUGCGCCUGCGCUCUGCUGUGCGUCCGUGCGCAUGCGUCUCGGGUUCCCGCUCUUUCCCGCGUUGCUUCGAUUCUUCAGCUACACGAAGUGGCGCUCAGAACUCUCAUACUUGUUUCUGAGAGUUUGUGAGGAUGCUGCGGCCUGAGAUGUCACCACCCUCGCCUUCCGCCUCUGCAUUGGCGGAGGCUCGGUCACAGGGUCCCCGCUGCAACUUCGGACUCCAGGAGACGCCCCAGAGCCGCCCUUCAGCCCAGCCGUCUGGGUCCACGCCUCCAGGCACGUCGGGAGCCGCGGGCGACCGGAGCAGCAGCAGCAGUCUCCCUCAGCACCCGCCAGGCGCCCGGCCCGCUCAAGGUUCAUACUUUAAAAACAAAAGAUCUCAUGCAGAAAACACAUUUGCAUCAAAUUUUACACUUGGGACAAGCUCAUCCUCUGUGCGAGAUAGUAAUUAUCCUCAAAUACUAAAAACUCCAUUGUCUGCUGGAAAUCCCCAGAAAUCAGGUUAUAAAAGUUGGACACCGCAAAUGGGAUAUUCAGCUACAUCCUCAUCUGCGGUUUCUGCACACUCUCCAUCAGUUAUUGUAGCUGUUGUAGAAGGGAGAGGGUUUGCCAGAGGUGAAAUAGGAAUGGCAAGUAUUGAUUUAAAAAGCCCACAAAUUAUAUUGUCUCAGUUUGCAGACAACACAACAUAUGCAAAGGUGAUCACAAAACUCAAAAUUUUGUCACCUUUGGAAAUAAUAAUGUCAAAUACUGCUUGUGUUGUGGGGAAUUCAACCAAGUUGUUUACUCUGAUCACAGAAAAUUUCAAGAAUGUUAAUUUCAGUACUAUCCAAAGAAAAUACUUCAAUGAAACAAAAGGAUUAGAGUACAUUGAACAGUUAUGUAUAGCAGAAUUCAGUACUGUCCUAAUGGAGGUUCAGUCCAAGUAUUACUGCCUUGCAGCCGUUGCAGCUUUAUUAAAAUAUGUUGAAUUUAUUCAAAAUUCAGUUUAUGCACCAAAAUCACUGAAGAUUUGUUUCCAGGGUAGUGAACAGACAGCCAUGAUAGAUUCAUCAUCAGCCCAAAACCUUGAAUUACUAAUUAAUAAUCAAGACAGUAGGAGUAAUCACACACUCUUUGGUGUUCUAAAUUAUACUAAGACUCCUGGAGGAAGUAGAAGACUUCGUUCUAAUAUAUUAGAACCUCUAGUUGAUGUUGAAACCAUUAACAUGAGAUUAGAUUGUGUUCAAGAACUGCUUCAAGAUGAAGAACUCUUUUUUGGACUUCAGUCAGUUAUAGCAAGAUUUCUUGAUACAGAGCAGCUUCUUUCUGUUUUAGUCCAAAUUCCAAAGCAAGACACGGUUAAUGCAGCUGAAUCAAAGAUAACGAAUUUAAUAUACCUAAAACACACCUUGGAACUUGUGGAUCCCUUAAAGAUUGCUCUGAAGAACUGUAACACACCUUUAUUAAGAGCUUACUGUGGUUCCUUGGAAGAUAAGAGGUUUGGAAUUAUACUUGACAAGAUUAAAACAGUAAUUAAUGAUGAUGCGAGGUACAUGAAAGGAUGCCUGAACAUGAGGACUCAGAAGUGCUAUGCAGUGAGGUCGAACAUAAAUGAAUUUCUUGACAUAGCUAGAAGAACAUAUACGGAGAUUGUAGAUGACAUUGCAGGAAUGAUAUCACAGCUUGCAGAAAAAUACAGUCUUCCUUUGAGGACAAGUUUUAGCUCAGCUCGAGGGUUUUUCAUCCAGAUGACUACAGAUUGUACAGCCCUACCCAAUGAUCAACUUCCUUCAGAGUUUAUUAAGAUAUCUAAAGUGAAAAAUUCUUACAGCUUUACAUCAGCAGAUUUAAUUAAAAUGAAUGAAAGAUGCCAAGAGUCUUUGAGAGAAAUUUAUCACAUGACUUAUAUGAUAGUAUGCAAACUGCUUAGUGAGAUUUAUGAACAUAUUCAUUGCUUAUAUAAACUAUCUGACACUGUGUCAAUGCUGGAUAUGCUGCUGUCAUUUGCUCAUGCCUGCACUCUUUCUGACUAUGUUCGGCCAGAGUUCACUGAUACUUUAGCAAUCAAACAGGGAUGGCAUCCCAUUCUUGAAAAAAUAUCCGUGGAAAAACCUGUUGCUAACAAUACCUAUAUUACAGAAGGGAGUAAUUUUUUAAUCAUAACUGGACCAAAUAUGAGUGGGAAAUCCACAUAUUUGAAACAGAUUGCCCUUUGUCAGAUUAUGGCCCAGAUUGGAUCAUAUGUUCCAGCAGAAUAUUCUUCCUUUAGAAUUACUGAACAGAUUUUUACAAGAAUCAGCACUGAUGAUGAUAUUGAAACAAAUUCAUCAACAUUUAUGAAGGAAAUGAAAGAGAUAGCAUAUAUUCUACAUAAUGCUAAUGACAAAUCACUUAUAUUAAUUGAUGAACUUGGCAGAGGUACUAAUACAGAAGAAGGUAUUGGCAUUUGUUACGCUGUUUGUGAAUAUCUGCUGAGCUUAAAGGCAUUUACACUGUUUGCUACACAUUUCCUGGAAUUAUGCCAUAUAGAUGUUCUGUAUCCCAAUGUAGAAAACAUGUAUUUUGAAGUUCAACAUGUAAAGAACACCUCAAGAAAUAAAGAAGCAAUCUUGUAUACCUACAAGCUUUCUAAGGGACUCACAGAAGAAAAAAAUUAUGGAUUAAAAGCUGCAGAGGUAUCAUCACUCCCACCAUCAAUUGUUUUGGAUGCCAAAGAAAUCACAACUCAAAUUACUAGACAAAUUUUGCAAAACCAAAGGAGUACCCCUGAGAUGGAAAGACAGAGAGCUGUGUACCAUCUAGCUACUAGGCUUGUUCAAGCUGCCCGAAACUCUCAGUUGGAUCCAGACAGUUUACGAACAUAUUUAAGUAACCUCAAAAAGAAGUAUGAAGCAGAUUUUCCCAGGUCUGAACAAGUUUCAGGGGAGACUGAAGAAUAA